Diospyros lotus (date-plum) is the source of this 2113-nucleotide messenger RNA. Its product is annotated as transcription initiation factor IIF subunit alpha. The transcript is spliced from 11 exons. NCBI's taxonomy places the organism in Eukaryota, Viridiplantae, Streptophyta, Magnoliopsida, Ericales, Ebenaceae. Gene Ontology annotation, molecular function: RNA polymerase II general transcription initiation factor activity; TFIIF-class transcription factor complex binding; DNA binding. Gene Ontology annotation, biological process: positive regulation of transcription elongation by RNA polymerase II; transcription initiation at RNA polymerase II promoter. The record is from RefSeq and is a predicted model, not a curated record. Gene Ontology annotation, cellular component: nucleus; transcription factor TFIIF complex. The coding region runs from base 174 to 1790 and encodes 538 amino acids.
AUUGUAUUUGUAUUCGCGUUACUCUUUUGAGUCUUGGCCUGAUCCAUACGCCACGGCGUCUCUCCUCGCCGGACCGACCCAAAUAGCCGACUUCAAACAACUCUACAAUUCUGAAUCAAUUGAAGACUGAAAAAUCAUAUACGAAGCUCACAGUCACUGCGCAUCGAUAAGAAAUGUCGUUCGACUUGCUAUUGAAGCCGUCGUGUAGUGGUUGUGGAUCGACGGAGGGUCUGUACGGAAGCAAUUGCAAGCACAUGACCCUGUGCUUGCCGUGUGGCAAAACCAUGGCAGAGAACCGUGGUAAAUGCUUCGAAUGCGGUGCCACCAUCACUCGCUUGAUUCGGGAAUACAAUGUUCGGGCAUGUUCCAGCAGCGACAAAAACUACUUCAUUGGUAGGUUUAUGACAGGUUUACCAAAUUUUUCAAGGAAGCAGAAUGCUGAUAAUAAGUGGUCUCUCCAGAAAGAAGGAUUACAAGGCCGCCAACUGACUGAUGCCUGGCGGGAGAGAUACAAGAAUAAGCCUUGGCUAUUGGAGGAUGAAAUGGGAUCUCAGUACCAGGGUCACCUUGAGGGCUCACAGUCAGCAACUUACUAUCUACUAAUGCAGCAGGGAAAGGACUUUGUUGCUAUUCCUGCAGGAUCUUGGUACAAUUUUAACAAAGUUGCACAAUAUAAGCAACUUACCUUGGAGGAAGCUGAAGAGAAAAUGAAAAAUAGAAGGAAAACUGCAGAUGGGUAUGAACGAUGGAUGAUGAAAGCAGCAAAUAAUGGAGCUGCAGCAUUUGGUGAAGUUGAGAAGUUUGACGACAAGGAAACUGGAGUUAGUGGUGGAAGGGGACGUAAAAAACCUAGUGAUGAUGAUGAUGAAGAAGCCAAUGUCUCAGAUAGGGGGGAGGAAGAUGAAGAAGAGGAGGCAGCAAGAAAAAAUAGGCUUGGAAUGAAGCAAAGAAGUGGUGAUGAUGAUGAAGAAGGUCCAAGAGGAGGUGAUCUUGACUUGGAUGAUGAUGACAUCGAAAAGGGUGAUGAUUGGGAGCAUGAGGAAAUCUUUACUGAUGAUGAUGAGGCUGUGGGUAAUGAUCCUGAGGAACGAGAAGAUUUAGCCCCAGAAAUUCCUGCCCCUCCGGAAAUUAAGGAGGAUGAAGAGGACGAGAAUGAAAAUAAUGAAGAGGAAGGAGGACUGAGCCAAUCAGGGAAAGAGUUGAAGAAACUGCUGGGGAAAGCCAGUGGUUUGAAUGACUCAGAUGCAGAGGAUGACGAUGAAGAUGAUGAUAUGGAGGAUGAUGUUGGCCUAUCUCCUGUACUGGCUCCUAAUCAGAAAGAUGCUCCAAAAGAAGAACCUGUUGAUAACAGUCCUUUAAAAACAGCUGCUUCAGGAUCUACUCGGGGAACCCCAACUCCUUCCAAAUCUGCGAAGGGGAAGCGGAAAAUGAAUGGAGAUGAUGCAAAAGCUAGUAAUGUUGCACCUCCAAAGAAAGCGAAGACUGAAAAUGAGGUGAAACCUGCAAAGGAUGACACCGUGCCUACUUCAAAAAGUAGUGCAUCUUCAAAAGUUGCACCACCUUCAUCUUCGAAGACUGCAUCAGCACCUUCUGCUGGACCUGUCACAGAAGAUGAAAUCAGGGCUGUGCUGUUACAAAAGACUCCCGUGACCACACAGGAUCUUGUUGCUAAGUUUAGAUCAAGAUUAAAAUGCAAAGAGGAUAAGGAUGCUUUUGCUGCCAUACUGAGGAGAAUUUCCAAGAUUCAAAAGACUAACGGGCCUAACUAUGUCGUACUGAGAGGCAAAUGAUUUCAGAGUUAAGAUGUCAGACAGUUGUGCAGGAGUACGAUCAUCUCUCUCUCUCUCAACUGCAGUAGCAUGUGCAAACGCAUUAUAUUUUGUUGAUGUAAACUCGGAGCUCAUCUCUGGAAUUGUGACUGCGACACAGAAAAUAGAUUUUGCAGGGGUAACGUAACAUGUCUAAUAUAGCUAAGUAGAUUCUCAACCGUAUCAUGUCAAUAAACUACUGCUGCUUCCUUUCAUUCUCGAUGAAAUUGAUGUCUCGUAUUGAACGCUCACUUCACUUCAAUGGCUGAACUGUCUUCUUUAUUAAAAUGGUUUUCUUUUCUUCC